Rhipicephalus sanguineus (brown dog tick) is the source of this 735-nucleotide messenger RNA. RefSeq lists its product as uncharacterized. The transcript has a single exon. Gene Ontology annotation, biological process: small GTPase-mediated signal transduction; cell migration. NCBI's taxonomy places the organism in Eukaryota, Metazoa, Arthropoda, Arachnida, Ixodida, Ixodidae. The record is from RefSeq and is a predicted model, not a curated record. Gene Ontology annotation, molecular function: GTPase activity; GTP binding. Bases 1 to 735 code for a protein of 244 amino acids.
AUGUGCUUCAGCAUUGACUCGCCCGACUCCCUGGAGAACAUCCCGGAGUCGGAGAGCAUAGAGCUAUGCCUCUGCCGCCCCAACGUCAUGCUUUCAGGGAACGGAGGACCCGCACCCGCGUACGGUGCCGACCCAGGCGAAGAGGGAGCACAUGAGCUGUUGCGGCCGCUGUCGUAUCCGGACACAGACGCCAUCCUCAUGUGCUUCAGCAUUGACUCGCCCGACUCCCUGGAGAACAUCCCGGAGUCGGAGAGCAUGGAGCCUCGCUCCUGCCGCCCCAGCGCCAUGCUUGCGGGGAACGGAGGACCCGCACCCAGGUACGGGGCCGACCCAGGCGAAGGGGGAGCACAUGACCGGCUGCUGCCGCUGUCGUAUCCGGACGCACACGCCAUCCUCAUGUGCUUCAGCAUUGACUCGCCCGUCUCCCUGGAGAACAUCCCGGAGUUGGAGAGCAUGCAGCCUUGCCUCUGCCGGCCCAGCGCCAUGCUUGCUGGGAACGGAGGACCCGCACACGCGUACGGAGCCGACCCAGGCGAAGAAGGAGCACAUGAGCGGUUGCGGCCGCUGUCGUAUCCGGAGACAGACGCCAUCCUCAUGUGCUUCAGCAUUGACUCGCCCGACUCCCUGGGGAACAUCCCGGAGUCGGGGAGCAUGGAGUCUCGUCAUUUCUGCUCCAGCGUGCUCUUUUUUUCUUGCACGGACAAAAAGACGCACACAGGCUUCGAGAGCUCGUAA